Messenger RNA from Symphalangus syndactylus (siamang), 921 nucleotides. Its product is annotated as olfactory receptor 10G7-like. Gene Ontology annotation, cellular component: membrane. The record is from RefSeq and is a predicted model, not a curated record. Gene Ontology annotation, molecular function: G protein-coupled receptor activity; olfactory receptor activity. Lineage: Eukaryota; Metazoa; Chordata; Mammalia; Primates; Hylobatidae. Gene Ontology annotation, biological process: G protein-coupled receptor signaling pathway.
AUGUCCAACGCCAGCCUCGUGACAGUGUUCAUCCUCACGGGCCUUCCCCAUACCCCAGGGCUGGACGCCCUCCUCUUUGGAGUCUUCCUGGUGGUUUAUGUGCUCACUGUGCUGGGGAACCUCCUCAUCCUGCUGGUGAUCAGGGUGGAUUCUCACCUCCACUUCCUCACCAACCUGUCCUUCAUUGACAUGUGGUUCUCCACUGUCACGGUGCCCAAAAUGCUGAUGACCUUGGUGUCCCCAAGCGGCAGGACUAUCUCCUUCCACAGCCGCGUGGCUCAGCUCUAUUUCUUUCACUUCCUGGGGGGCACCGAAUGUUUCCUCUACACGGUCAUGUCCUAUGAUCGCUACCUGGCCAUCAGUUACCCGCUCAGGUACACCCGCAUGAUGAGUGGGCGCUCGUGUGCCCUCCUGGCCACCAGCACUUGGCUCAGUGGCUCUCUGCACUCUGCUGUCCAGACCACAAUGACUUUCCAUUUGCCCUACUGUGGACCCAACCGGAUCCAGCACUACUUCUGUGACGCACCGCCCAUCCUGAAACCGGCCUGUGCAGACACCUCAGCCAACGAGAUGGUCAUCUUUGUGGACAUUGAGGUAGUGGCCUCGGGCUGCUUUGUCCUGAUAGUGCUGUCCUAUGUGUCCAUCGUCCGUUCCAUCCUGCGGAUCCGCACUUCGGAGGGGAGGCACAGAGCCUUUCAGACCUGUGCCUCCCACUGCAUCGUGGUCGUUUGCUGCUUUGGCCCUGGUCUUUUCAUUUACCUGAGACCAGGCUCCAGGAAAGCUGUGGAUGGCGUUGUGGCCGUUUUCUACACUGUGCUGUUGCCCCUUCUCAACCCUGUUGUGUACACCCUGAGAAACAAGGAGGUAAAGAAAGCUCUGUUGAAGCUGAAAAAUGGGUCAGUAUUAGCUCAGGGUGAAUAG